CAGCUGGUUUCUCAGAGCCUCCAGUCUGUUUUCUCCUCACACACACACAUUCAGACGCAUGAUAUGGUCCAGGGCACUCAGCUGUGCAGAUUUCUCUUAGAGGGGUCGAGGAGCAAUUGUCAAGACAUGGAUUUUAGCCAAAAGAAGCAUUGAAAGCCCCUCCACUGCUUGGACUGGACGCUCAACCAUUUUGAGCUGACCUUGGAAAACUGAAAGGAGGGAAGUCAAAUUGGGUGACGCAAGACUACAUCCAGUUCCAUAAUGGCAAUCCCAAAUGACCUAUCCCUUUUCAACUCCACCUCCUCCCCUUAUUCAACAACAGAGAUCCAUCUGAACACCUCUCUAGCCCCAUCUGGUCUCCUCUGCACAGAUUGGCCUCCUAUACCCAUGACCACAGUCAUCCCUACCAUCUACAGCGUUAUCUGUGUGCUGGGAACCGUAGCCAACGCCCUGGCAGUGUGUGUUUUGGCUCAUGCCAGUGCCUCAAGGAGAACUGUCGCAAACACUUUCAUGCUGAACCUGUGUGUGUCUGACCUCCUGUUCCUGCUGUCUCUCCCGCUGUGGGCCAUCUACUACUCCCAGGGAUACAACUGGCCCUUUGGCUGGGUUGCCUGCAAAGCCUGUGGAGCGCUCCACAACCUCAACCUCUACGCAUCGAUUUUCUUUAUCACAAGCAUGAGCGUGGACCGCUACUUGGCCAUUGUGCAUCCGCUCCGCUCCCAGAGUGCUCGAGACCCCAAACGUGCACGGCUCACAUGCAUCCUAGUGUGGCUCCUUGCAUGUGCUUGCUCAGCCCCUGCCUUGUAUCUGAGGGAAAUUUACUACCUCGAGGGGCUUGGUGUGGAGGCCUGUGUGAUUAGAUAUCCUAAUCAUACCUGGUAUAUGACCCUGGCCUGGAUGAAGAUUGUUCUGGCCUUUCUGCUGCCGCUGCUCGUCAUCACUUGUUGCUACUAUGCUAUCGGUAGACAUCUGAUGGCUGAUACGGGGCUGGUAAGAAUGCAGAACCCCCCCAACAUGUUCUCUGUUAAAUCCCAGGAGAGCUGCGGUAGAGCAGAGAGACCCCCGACCCCCUGUGUGAGCCCCAGCUCCAGCGCGGGCAGAACCCUUGAGGGCAGGGGGCUAGAGCGUGUGUUGUGGACAGUAGCUGCUGUGGUCCUGGCCUUCUUCCUAUGCUGGUUCCCUUUUCACUGUGUGACCUUCUUGGACGUACUGAAGAGCGAGGGUUGGUUGGACAGCUGCUGGGUAAACUGGACUAUCCACAACCUCACCCCUCUCACCCUCUCCUUGGGCUUCUCCAACUCGGCCAUCAACCCCUUGCUCUACUGCUUCAUUGGAAACCAUUUCCGGGGCCGUCUCGGGGGUCUCUGCAAGGGUCUGUGUGCUUGUUUGAAGGCCCGUGGGGAAGAUCACAGCCAGAAGAGGGGCUCUUUCAGCACAAGGCUGAGCUCCUUCUCUCGAAAACUCAGUGACCUGAAAGACCUGGCGAUUGUGGAGCCCUCUGGUCCUGCCUAGCCAGCCUACAGAAGGGAGACUUUCUUUGCCCUCCACUGGCUUCACACCCCAAGGAGCGAUACCAACAUCAAAUGACUGCUGAAAAGCAUGGAUGUGUGAGAUGGAGCUGUUACUAUAACUGACAGCAGAGCUUAAUGCUGCCCUACAAAGACAGAAAAAAAGUAACUAAAGACAAGAUAAAUCUGAGAAAAAACGGUUUAAAGUUCUGAGACUGGUUGCCAAACUGUGCAACGAACAGAUAAAUUAUAAAUGUAAUGCCUUUAUUGCUACAGCAGGCAGCUGUUUUUAUUGAAAAAGCUCAAAGCCCACUGUACACUAUACCCGCUCAGCACAAAACAGCAGACAGAUGACUAGCCAGUGAACAUAGUGGAGCAUUUAGCAGCUAAAGAGACAGAUAUUUCCCUCGGGACUUUGUGUAGACCAAAAACAAAGUUGAAAGAGGAUGAAUAUUGGACUUACUGUACAUUAACAAAUGUACACAAACACUUAAAAUGAAUGAGAUUGUUGCUUUAUAUAGAUGCAACUAUUUUCUAUCAAAUUCCUCAUCUCAACGUAAGAGGAUGAGACCAAACAGUUGAUCAACAAUCAGUUAUUGUAGGAUUAUGGAUGCAGAAGAAAAACUUAAAUCUGUAGGAAGUCAAGGCAGAGAUGGAAGUUAGAUACUCUGCUAGGUUAGUAAUAUUUGGCAGGACUCAACAGCUCCUGUUGUUUGUUUUUGUUUGUUUCUUUAUCGUGGUUGGCUCUAGCUACUGCCUCAUUUGGGAUGAUACAUUUAAUUACAAAGAUGUUGGAUGGUCAAUUUCUCAAGAAACAGGUAUUAAAGAGACAGCUUUAAUUUUAAGGUGAGCUUUUUAGUUCUGCUUUAUAGUUUUGCAAACUAUGAUGUUUCCUUAGAAAUUCUACAUUUCUAUGGCAUAAUAAUUUUUAAUAUGGUAAAACAAAUAACGAAAUUUAGAUUCACAAGGACCAGUGUGUAAUAUUUAAUGGCAUCUAGCAGUGAAGUUGCACUAGAGCUCAGCCUUCCAAGUGUGUAGGAGAAACUGCAGAGGUUGGAAACUCACAAAGAAUGCGUAAGGCCCUGUCUAGAGCCAUUGUUAGGUUUGUCCUUUCUGGGCUACUGUGCUUCUACUCUGUAGAAGAGGACAGAUGUAGAUAAAACAUAUGUUGUAGAUGAAAAUUGCUCAUUCUAAGGUAAUGAAAGUACAAUUCUUAUACACCAAUGAAAACAUACAUAUGAGUAUAAUAUUCCAAUAGAUUCUCCUAAAUGUUACACACUGGACCUUUAUCUCUACCUUGUCUGAAUGUGUAGCUACUGCAUUUUGGCUUUGUAGGGCAGAACAGGCCAAAACAUAAAUAAGAUAGAGAUGUAUAACUAUUAUAAUUAUUAACCAGUCAUAACAAUGCUACUUUUACUGUUAUCUUUGGGACAAGAUAUUAUAUGUGUAAUAAUGUAACAUGUAACAUUAGCAUUUUAUUAUUCUGUAUGGACAGUUUAAUGAAAAAAGGAAAAUGAAAAUUCCUGCAUUUCUUUGACUUAAUAAGAAAUAAAGUGAACAAUAUUUCCCUGAAA
Dicentrarchus labrax (European seabass) is the source of this 3082-nucleotide messenger RNA. RefSeq names its product type-2 angiotensin II receptor. Gene Ontology annotation, cellular component: membrane. Gene Ontology annotation, biological process: G protein-coupled receptor signaling pathway; immune response. Lineage: Eukaryota; Metazoa; Chordata; Actinopteri; Moronidae. The record is from RefSeq and is a predicted model, not a curated record. Gene Ontology annotation, molecular function: G protein-coupled receptor activity. Bases 262 to 1512 code for a protein of 416 amino acids. The transcript is spliced from 2 exons.